Messenger RNA from Syzygium oleosum, 2075 nucleotides. RefSeq names its product PAN domain-containing protein At5g03700. The coding region runs from base 123 to 1664 and encodes 513 amino acids. The record is from RefSeq and is a predicted model, not a curated record. NCBI's taxonomy places the organism in Eukaryota, Viridiplantae, Streptophyta, Magnoliopsida, Myrtales, Myrtaceae. The transcript has a single exon.
GCAACUAGCGACUAAACAAUAAUACCUCGACCUUCUCGAUCUUCUCAAGUGCAAAAGAUUUAUCUGUCGAAGUGUCCCCCUGUACAUCCCUCACAUAAGUGGCGUUUUGGCCGUGCCCGUGAAUGGAUCCAUGCAGAAGUCUCUCCAUCUCUAUCCUCUCUCCGGCUUCUCGGACCUCCGCGGCGUCGAUCAUGAAGAUCGGACCGUCUCUUCUAGACGCGAUCGCCCGGCUCUCGAUCCUCGCGAUGCUCUGCUUCCUCCGAGCCGGCUCGCAGGAGCUUCGCAGGGGCUUCGAAGCCGCCCCGAGGGUUUCCGUCGCCGCUUUCCAACCCUUGCUCACCGACCCCACCGGCAACUUCUCGCUGAGCUUCCUCCGAGUCAACAGCACGAGGCUCGCCCUCGCCGUCGUCCACGUGCCGUCCUCGCAUCCCGUCUGGGUCGCCGACCAGGCCCGGACCGCCGGGUGGUCCGACCGCAGCACCCGGCUCUCCUUCAACGGCAGCAUCGUAGUCUCGGACCCCUCGUCGGGGGUGUUCUGGUCAACGGGCACCGACGGUGACCGGGUCGUGCUCCUGAACAGCUCGAAUCUUCAAGUCCAGAAGCAGAGUGACGGCGACGGCGGGACCCCGGUCGUUGUAUGGCAGAGUUUCGACUUUCCGGCGGACACCCUCGUGGAGAAUCAGAAUUUCACGGCCGCCAUGUCGCUGACGUCGUCGAACGGGCUCUACUCGAUGCGCAUGGGAAGCGACUUCUUCGCCCUCUACGCGAAGUUCGACGGCGCUUCGGACCAAAUGUAUUGGGAGCACAAGGCGCUGGAGGCGAAAGCGCAGGUGGUCGACGGGGCCGGCCCGGUCUAUGCCCGGGUCGACCCGGACGGGUUCAUAGCCAUGUACCAGAACAGCAGCGUCCCCGUCGAUGUCGAGGCCUUCAACAGCUUCCAGAAGCAGAUCGACUCCUUCCUCAUGCUCCGGUUGGAAUCGGACGGGAACCUCAAGGGCUACUACUGGACCGGGUCGACCUGGGCCAUGAACUACAAGGCCAUCUCCGGCUUCUGCGAGCUGCCGAGCCCCUGCGGCCUGUACAGCCUGUGCUCGGCGGACAGUACCUGCUCUUGCUUGGACAACCGGACCGAGGCGCGUCCUGGUUCAUGCUCCGCGCCGGGUUCGGGCGACUUCUGCGGAGGCGGAGGGUCGGGAAGUGGCGGCUCCUCGGUGCUGAGGCGUAACGGCGUGGAGUUGCCGUUCAAGGAGCUGAUGGGGCACGUGUCGGUCUCGUCCUUAGAUGACUGCGAGCGCGCGUGCGAGAGCAACUGCAGCUGUUGGGGUGCCGUGUACAGCAACGCCACGCAGUUCUGUUACACAAUAGAUUACCCUAUCCAGACACUGCUCGAGGUCUCGGACCAGACCAAGAUCGGGUACUUCAAGGUGAAGCCUGCGCGGGCCAGGAAGGGCAAGGGCUACGAGGCUGGGUUCGGGGUCGGGGUCCUGGUGUGGGUCCUGAUAGGGAUAGCGGUAGCGGGCGGGUUUGGGUUGAUGGGUUAUCGGGUGUGGAGGAGGAGGAGGGGGUUGAAGGGACAUUUAGCAGACGAAAACGGUCUGGCCGCCGGCCUGUACAAGGACCUCGGGUCCGCGAGCUUCCGGUCCAUCGAGCUGAGCAGUAGAUGAGCCAACCCGUCCGAUGCGAGGAACGAAAAGCAGACAACAUGCUAGACAAAUUCACUCGUGUGUGGCCAUUGGGACUGGUUCGAAAAAAGCUGUAGACAUUCGAUACAAUUUUCUUUUUAUUGAAGUUUUACUUUAGAAUUAAAUGGGGACCUCACGUAGGUCCUUAGGAGGGGUGAGAUUGAUGCGAUUGACAAAGAUGGACAAUACAAUAGUCCAAGUUGAGACUAGAGCGCGAGACAAAGAGGAAGAAGUUCGAGGAGGUCUGACGUAAGACAUGACGACGAUUGGUUGGAUCUUGUUGGCGGAAGACAGCUCGUGAGUGGGGGGGAGGGUUUGACUGCAAGUGGAAAAUGGGGGGCUGGCUUGGCAAUGCCACGUGGAAGCGAAGAUCACUCUAUGAUUUGAUUUUUC